This is a messenger RNA of Magallana angulata, 2060 nucleotides long. RefSeq lists its product as uncharacterized. Lineage: Eukaryota; Metazoa; Mollusca; Bivalvia; Ostreida; Ostreidae. Bases 313 to 996 code for a protein of 227 amino acids. Gene Ontology annotation, molecular function: GTPase activity; GTP binding. The record is from RefSeq and is a predicted model, not a curated record. Gene Ontology annotation, biological process: small GTPase-mediated signal transduction. The transcript has 3 exons.
UUUCCGGAAGUCGAUAAAGGAUGAGGCGCGGAGGUUAUUUGAUGUGGAACUCGGGGUCAUGUUUAAGUGUUUAGUUGCUCAGUUGAUCGUUGUAAGACAUAACUAGUGGUUGACUGACCUGACAGCACGUCAUCCUGAUCCAAAGACCGCCAAAACUACCAACAAGGAAAACUAAACCCAUUGACAGUGCCGGGGAUCAGUUUACGUGUGAAAAAAGGAAAUAUUUAUUGAUGGAUAAUAGUGCGACGGAGUGAAAGGAAAGUAUACAUGGGGAUAAGUAGGAGGAAGUAACAGGCCAGUUCACAUCAAAACAUGGCUGAGGAUCCCUCCGCCGCGGGGGACGUCGAUAGUAGCCCCAAGAAGAUUAAGGUGACGGCGGUGGGAGACAGUGGGGUGGGGAAGACAUGUAUGCUGAUGACGUUCGCCAACGACGAGUUCCCCACGGACGGGCGCAUCCCCUCCCUGUACGAGGGUGGCACAAUCAAAGCCGGUAGAAACGACGCUUAUGAGGUUCCGGUCACUAUAGAGGUGUGUAACACCAACUACACUCUAGGACUGACGGACACUAUAGGCGAGGACGAGUACCGCAGGCUACGGGAGCUGUUCACCAGUGGCACGGAUGUUUUUCUAGUGUGUUUUAGUGUCGCGGAUCCGGAAACUCUGGAGAAUGUUAAACGGAACUGGCUAACGGAAAUACGGAUACUCUCUCCCAAGGCCUCUUAUAUUUUGGUGGGAACCAAAACGGACAUGCGAGAAAAUACAGAGGUGAUAAGCCGACUAAAAGAGACAAACAAGCGACCUAUUUCCUCUCAGGACGGUGUUAAAUUCGCCAAUGCUAACGGUGCAAAGUCUUAUGUAGAGUGCUCCGCUAUGAAUAAAGACGGAUUGAAAGACGUGUUCGAACAAUGUGUAAUGGCAGCAACCAAUCAACAACCGGCCAAGGUCAAGGACAAAUAUAAAGAGAAACACAGUGUUGGGCAGUGUGCUGUGUCCUAACCAAUCAAUGACCUUGACCUGUGUGUUGAAAUACGGCGUGUUUGCAGCAACCAAAAUGUUCAGCUGUUUUAGAAGAAUAUUCUGAUCUGAAGAAUCCGGCAAUUGUUUGAUGACGAGAAAAUGAACGAAGUGUGAACAUAUCACCCUACACGAUUUUAUAAAAAUAAGCAUUAAGAACGGUAUGUUCUUUGUAUUGUUGAUUUUACAAUCGUUGUUUACUGAAUUUUAUUUUCUCAAAAUAAAUUAUGUACAAUAUAGUCGUGUACUUAAUUUAAUUUGAGUUAACAACUCUACAUUUUGUAUAUCAUGUCACUUAUGUUUGAUUCAUGUUACUAGUAUAUUUAUCAUUGUUUUUCACUGAAUUCGUUAGCCAUUUUAAACUCAAAGAUAUUGACCUUUUUAGGUCACAUGAGUCACUCAGGUGAUCUACAGUAUCGCAGUUGGUCUUCUUCCGUCGAUGUGUGUUUGUGCGGAAUUUAAACUGUAAAAUUUAUAACCUCACCACGCCCGGGUUUACAUGGCGGGACCAAAUAUGCAAAAAAUGCCAAUUUUUUAAAAAGACCUUCUCUAUUCCCACACAUGUGAAGAAAAACUGAAUGCAUGAUUAUAAUGUCUAUGAAGCACACCCCCCCUCCCCCCUAUUUUCAUGAAUAAAUGUUUUUAAACAUCAAAUAAUAGAAUUGGAAGUAACUGUCAGAGGAUCUGAGAUUUGGGUAAGGGUGUAAAUUUCGAAAUGAAGCUUAAAAGGCAAACAUGAAACUCUGUGGUAUGUCAAUCUAAGGGCUUUGGUACUCAGGUGACCAUCAAGGCCCGUGGGCCUCUUGUUCUAGUUUUAUGCACUCAAGGUCGAGUAUUGAUUGUUUCUAUAUCUGCUUUUAUUGUAGCAACAUCUGCAUAAAAUAUUGUACCAUCCAGUAAAUUUGCACAAAAUAAUAUAAAUACAAUAUGCAUAUUUGCAUGAAUUCUCAUUCAACAUGCACCAUAAUUGCAUGGUUCUAUAGAAGAAUUACUUAUGUAAUAUUGCUUCUACUGAAAUAAAUAAUUUAAUGAAAUAAAGAUAUAAA